CAAUUUGGCGCCAUUCUCGAACCACGACUGCUCUAUCGAAAAGGUUUCGUUCAGCUGUUCCGCGGGUGCUGCCCGCCACAAUGACAUCCCUGGCAGAUCAGGGACUGAGUUUAGUGAAAGAAAUACUAAGAUGUCCAGAUUACCUCCAGCCAAUGCGCGAGGAUGCUUUGAGGAAUAUAUUCGAAGAAAUGAGAGCCCUGAACGAGGCCAAUCAAAAAGAUGUUCGCCUGAUAUCCGCUGCGGAUUCGGAACGGAGUGACGGCGCGCCUGAUGUUCAUGUCGUCCUCUACGUCAGACAUCAACUUCUGCUCCGACUCCGGAGAUGUAUCAUGGCCUAUCUCGAUGGUCGACUCAAGGUGAUACGAGAGUUCAGAUGGGCCUUCGGCCCGGUUCUCACGAAGGAUCUCAAAGCCAACAUGACGGAUGGAGAGCAGAAAUGGUUUAUAGACUAUUCAGCUUCUCUUGGCAGAUACAUGUCAUCGAUUGGAGAAACCGGAGUGGAUCUAUUACAACACAGCAAGCCCCCGAAGUCCCUCUAUGUCGAGGUCCGAGUACUCGAGGACUACGGGGAUUUCGAAACUGAAGAUGGUCAGGUCGUGGUUCUUGCCAAGAACUCUACUCAUUUCCUCGAGCGGAGUCAAUGUGAAAAACUCAUUCGACAGGGAGUUCUGGAACACGUGGUUACUUGAAGCAAUGGCCCUCAAGUAAUUGUAUCUGAGAAUCUUGGAUAAGCCCCCUCCCUUAGAGUGGAGAAUAUUUAUCAUUGGCGCAUAUACGAUUGGAUGAAAAGAUACCUAGUUUCUGCGCCAUAGAUGCUCAUC
This is a messenger RNA of Galendromus occidentalis (western predatory mite), 821 nucleotides long. RefSeq names its product DNA replication complex GINS protein PSF1. Lineage: Eukaryota; Metazoa; Arthropoda; Arachnida; Mesostigmata; Phytoseiidae. Gene Ontology annotation, cellular component: GINS complex. The transcript is spliced from 4 exons. Gene Ontology annotation, biological process: DNA strand elongation involved in mitotic DNA replication; DNA replication. The coding region runs from base 81 to 689 and encodes 202 amino acids. The record is from RefSeq and is a predicted model, not a curated record.